GAACAGUAUGAGCAUUAAAACAGUUCACAAAAUUCAAAGCCAUGUCUGGCCUAAGUGUACGCUAGGAAAUCACCAGGAGACACACAUUUCGGCUUUCCGUCAGAUGAUGUUUUCCUCCCCUGUGACGCUUGUCGGAGCAUUCCACACCUCCCGCCUGCUCCGCAGGUCUCAGACAAUCAAGCCGAACCCUUUUGAGACCUCUUCUGGAAACUUCGAUAAGAGUUUUGAGAAAAUGGUGGGCAACAUUGAGAUGCAGCUUCCCUUCCGCCAGCACCACUUCUCCAAGGGCUAUAUGUACGAUCGAAACUUCGGCGAAGAGAACGCGGACGCGAUGCGAGAUGCCGCUAAAGCCGACGUACAUGGCACUGAACCCGAGCGGCCAGCAGCUAAACAGGCCCGGAGCUAUUUUACAGAUGAAGAUCUUUCGCCAGAGGCCCUACACGUGCGUUCGCCACGUCUAAAAGUGGCGCAACAUAUCCAACGCCAGGAAUAUGAUCGAUCCCUCCUUAAAACUAGCUCUGAGCCAAUGGAGUACUACUACCCGCCCGUAUCGGCUGAGGAAAAGCGUAAAAAACGAAUGUGGAUAACAGCUGGGAUAGCAGGGGGUGUUGGCGUAGUCUGGUAUGGCUGCCGACGCCUAGGGAUGUACAUGCGUUCUGUAUAGAAAAGUGAAAAUAGCAAGUAGGAUAGGUUCAAUGCUAUAAACAGAAUCAACAAAAGUGUACAUUGCAUUGUUUAUCCCUUUCAAAAUGAAGCUAUCUUUCUAUGUUGGAUGCUAA
This is a messenger RNA of Phytomonas sp. EM1, 779 nucleotides long. The record is from the annotation of a GenBank genome assembly. Lineage: Eukaryota; Euglenozoa; Kinetoplastea; Trypanosomatida; Trypanosomatidae.